Messenger RNA from Closterium sp. NIES-65, 1104 nucleotides. Lineage: Eukaryota; Viridiplantae; Streptophyta; Zygnematophyceae; Desmidiales; Closteriaceae. The record is from the annotation of a GenBank genome assembly.
AUGGAUUUCCAUUUCCGCCCAUCCCUUGUCUCGGCCACCGUUCCAAGCCCGCCCGCAACACCCCCUCCCUUACCUCCCACUGCUCCUAUAAGCCCUCCCCCGCUUCCCCCGGCCACCUCUGCUGCCACUGAACCAGGCCUGUUUUCUAGGCUCGGCCCGUGGCUGCAGCAGUGGUUCGGGGAGCCAGCAGCCACGGCACCAGCAGCACAGGGAGCUCUGGGGACUGCUGGAAUGGGGGCGAGGGGGGGUUGGGGCGGUCAGGUGUCGAGAUAUAGGGCUGGUGAGAUGGGGGGUGAGCGGAGGGGAGAAGGGGGAGGAGGUGGUGGUGGUGGGGCGAUGGGCGAGUUGGGAGUGAGGGGGAUGAAGGGCGGUUGGGGCGGUGAGGUGUUGAGACAUGGGGCAGGCGAGAUGGGGGGUGAGCGGGGAAGAGGAGGAGGAGGAGGUGGGAGGGGCGAGUUGGGAGUGGGAGGGAGAGCGUGGGAGGGCAAGAGCAUGGGGGAGAGGGUAUGGGAGGGGAGCGAUGGCACAGGGGAGAGGGCACCGGAGGGUGGUGAGGGCAUGGGGAAGAGGGUAUGGGAGGGUGGCGAGGGCAUGGGGGUGGUUACUCUAGAUCUGCAUGGCUUGUCCGCAAUGCAGAGUAGACUCCGCCUCAUGGAUGCCCUCCUCCCUCCCUCACUCCCUCCCUCACUCCCUCCCUCACUCCCUCCCUCACUCCCUCCCUCACUCCCUCCCUCGCUCCCUCACUCACUCCCUAACCCGCACCUGCACUCACACCCUCACUCGCCCUCUCCUUCGCACACUCGCUUGGCAGCUCCCACGGGGUCCUCACCAGCCCGAGGGUGUGAGAGUACACCCCUCUCCUCUCUCGCUCGUUUCACAGAAACUGAAGCAUCUCAGAAGCACCCUGCCCCAGGUGCACCUCUGAAGAAGCCAGUGUUUGUGCAUCGAUCCACCCUGACAGCAGCAUCGGAGGCAGCAGCGGCGGCGGCGGCGGCGGCGGCAGCAGCAGCAGCCGUGGCUCAAGGUGGUGAUGGCAGUCCCUCACAGCACAGCAGGGGACUGGUCAUUAUCACAGGAGCUGGCAGGGUGCCACAUACAGAUUAG